AUGUCUACAUUUAAUGUUUUAAGAUACUCCCUCUUGGGUGCUGGUAUUGUUUACGGUGCUUACAGCAGAUACUCCAUUGAAUCUGCUCACCACAACCAAGAAGCCGCUAAGAAAUGGAGAAAAGAAGAAAGAUUAAUCCAACAAGCCAAAGCUGAAUACGCCAAGUUAAAUGCUCCAAAGAAAGAAGCCACCACUACCACUUCUGGUUCAAUCAAUUGGGAAGAUCCAAACUUGGACAUUGGCAAAGCCUUGGAAUCUUUAAUUCAAAAAUUGGACUAA
This is a messenger RNA of Candida tropicalis MYA-3404, 279 nucleotides long. RefSeq names its product F1F0 ATP synthase subunit e. The record is from RefSeq and is a predicted model, not a curated record. Gene Ontology annotation, molecular function: proton transmembrane transporter activity. Gene Ontology annotation, biological process: proton motive force-driven ATP synthesis. NCBI's taxonomy places the organism in Eukaryota, Fungi, Ascomycota, Pichiomycetes, Serinales, Debaryomycetaceae. The transcript has a single exon. The coding region runs from base 1 to 279 and encodes 92 amino acids.